AUGUUGACCUUGGCUGUACACGACAUACUAUGGGCAGUGGGCGCCGCUCUGCUUGCCUGUGCUGCCUUCAAGAUCAUCCGAGUCUUACUCUUGCCUUAUACAUCUUCCCUGCGUGAUCUUCCUGGCCCUCCCGCAUCGAGUUGGCUAUUGGGGAAUGUCAGCGAACUCAUGGCUGCUGAGGACUUCGCCUUGCAUUUUGAAUGGCUAGAGAAAUAUGGCCCGACGAUGAAGUACAAUGUCUGGUUCAAGUUACCCGAACUCCUCACGAUCGAUGCACGGGCAAUCAACCAUGUCCUCAGUCAUUCGCAGGAUUACCCAAAGCCGGAGGAAACACGUGUCAGCCUUGUAGAGAUACUUGGUAACGGGCUCGUGGUCGCAGAAGGGGAGCUUCACCGUCGACAAGUCAGUAUCAAUCUUAACCCGGCGUUUGGCCCGGCGCAGAUCAGAGAAUUGACGGAGAUCUUCGUUGAUAAAGCUCAACAGCUGCGAGACAUCUGGCGGAACGAAGUGACUACCUGCGGCGGGACCGUGCGGAUCGACGUCCAAAGCGGUCUGACGAAGAUGACACUCGACGCGAUUGGCCUCGCAGGCUUUAACUACAAUUUCAACGCGCUCAAUCCGGACGGCAAAGCGAACGAGCUCAACAGGGCUUUUGAGAUGAUGUUUCAGCGCAUGGCCGACCUCGAACGGAGCUACUGGCUCAUUAUCAGAUCUCUCAUCCCGAUCCUGCGUUAUAUUCCCGACGGCUACACCAGGGACACCGCCGCCGCUCAAAAGGUCACCCGGCGGAUUGGUAUGCAGCUCAUUGCGGAGAAGAAGGCAGCCGUGAGACAAGCAGCUCAGUCGGGCGAGAAGAACGCAGGGUCAGAGCUGAGGAGCCGUGACUUGCUCACACUACUCAUCAAGGCAAACAUGAGCCCCGAUAUCCCAGAAGACCAGAGGCUCUCGGAUGAUGAUGUCUUGGCCCGUAUGUUUCUUGUCGCUGGGCACGAGACGACCAGCAAUGCGACAACGUGGUGUUUGUAUGCACUCUCCCAGCAGCCCAACGUCCAGCACAAGCUGCGGGAGGAGCUCUGGGGUGUCCCGACGGAUAGCCCUUCGAUGGAGGAGCUCAAUGCGCUGCCGUACCUCGACGCGGUGAUUCGGGAGACGAUGCGCCUGUUUCCCCCAAUCGCGGGGACCGUGCGCAUUGCCACCAAGGAUGACGAGAUUCCUCUGGCUACGCCGUACAUGGACGCGAAGGGGCGUAUGCACGACAGUAUCCGGAUUGAUAAGGGAACCGCGUUCCCUAUUCCGAUUAUAGGCAUGAACAGGUCGAAGGCACUCUGGGGAGAGGACGCGCGGGAGUUCAGGCCGGAACGGUGGGGGUCCAUCCCUGAGGCCGCGCAGCAAAUUCCUGGUGUGUGGAGCAACCUGAUGACCUUCAUAGGCGGUCCACGCGCGUGCAUUGGGUACCGCUUCUCGCUCAUCGAGAUGAAGGCGUUGGUAUUCACGCUAGUGCGCGCCUUCGAGUUUGAGUUGGCGGUCCCGGUUGAGGAUAUCACGAAGAAGAUCGGACUCGUCCAGCGGCCCUUUGUACGCAGCGAAAUGGAGAAGGGAACACAGAUGCCGUUGAUAAUCAAGUCGCACACGCGAGAGUAG
Molecule: messenger RNA, 1641 nt
Organism: Postia placenta MAD-698-R-SB12
Lineage: Eukaryota; Fungi; Basidiomycota; Agaricomycetes; Polyporales; Adustoporiaceae
Exons: 12
Coding region: 1-1641 (546 amino acids)
Molecular function (GO): heme binding; monooxygenase activity; iron ion binding
Source: RefSeq, a predicted model, not a curated record